Molecule: messenger RNA, 3655 nt
Organism: Strongylocentrotus purpuratus (purple sea urchin)
Lineage: Eukaryota; Metazoa; Echinodermata; Echinoidea; Camarodonta; Strongylocentrotidae
Exons: 5
Coding region: 172-981 (269 amino acids)
Source: RefSeq, a predicted model, not a curated record
AAUCCUUGCUCAGCUAGCCCUUGUCUCAAUGGAGGAACCUGCACGCCCUCGCUUGGCCAUACUCCAGCGUACAGGUGCCAAUGUGAUCUUUGGUUCGAAGGCACAGAAUGCGAUGUUGCUUUGCAACUACUAAUCAUCAAUCCGCAAAGGACUGGGAUUUGGGUCGCUAAUAUGAGCGACUUUCUGUUCUCGAGUUUCGUAGACUUCGGCAACUCCGCCCAGAUCGUAACUAUGAUCUUCGAUGACACAACUGAUACACUUUACUGGACGGAUUUGGUUAAAGGAACCAUGUCAAAGGCGUACGAACCUAUGGAGUUGGACGUUAGGAUGCAUAAGAUGGGAUGGGCGAACUGGACGGUACUAUCUGCUGAUAUUGUAGUGUCAGGACUGUACGAGUGUUUAACUUUGGACAUCAAGAAACAGCAACUUCACUGGAUGACAUACCCAGAUGGACAUAGCCAACGAGCAGUACGACAAGAAGGAGCCGUUUCCAAUCCUGUAGAAUUAUCGCGAGUCCCGAUGAGCGAAAGCUAUGUCAUUGAUCAGCGACGAAGAUAUCUCUACACUCUUCAUCGAGCCUAUGGGAUUCAUCGAAUCAAUCUUGAUGACGGGCAUACAACAAAGCUAACAGGCCCACUAGAAGGAAGACUGUUUAAGGGAAUGACCAUAGAUGAAGAAGGAGAACGAUUGUUUUGGACGCAAGCCUUUCUAACCCAAAUUGCAUGGUUUGAUCUGAAGAAAAUACAAGGCCCGUUCACGCUCAUCAACUUCGAAAGCACGGAUAUGAGGCUGGGGCUGGGGAGUCUUCUCUUCGUGCCCUCUGGAUGGCUAGUAUGGCUAAACAUGUCGGAAGAUCAAGUCUGUAUCGCACGGGCUGAAGUUGAUUCCGAAACAAGGUUUUGUGUCUCUACCAGUGUCGAUGGUUUACCCCGUCGCUUACGGGGGCACCAAAACAAAGCAUUAGCUCUGCGACGGAUAUAAGAUGGAGGUUUAGUUAUCUCAUAUUUUAAACAUUCGCAACUCCUUUAUUAUUGGCAUGAUUUAUUUCAAACUUUCGCCAUUUUUUUUGGUUAUCUUUCUGCUUCUAUACUAGUGAUGUUAUUACAAGGGUUGGAUUGCCCUUUAAGAAAUGUUUCACCCUAUCAAAACUCCCAACUUCUGACUUGAUAAUAUACUGGUCGUAAUGUCUCGACUUUAUGCACAGGGCCUUGUUUUUAAUAAACAAAACAAAAGUGGUUCAAAAAGUUGAUAAAUUCAAAUAACUUUUGAAUGUUUUGUUUUUGUACAAACACACACAUACCGUCCACGAAAAUCGCGACACGACUGUCGAUAGCCGACAGUCACUCUUUUCCCGAUUGAAAAUAUUAUCAGAUUUUUGUAGUUUUUAGGGGGCGUCUGGCAACCCGCCCCGACAUAAAGUUUUUAUUUUCUUUUUCGGUGAGUGGGGUGAGAGUGUGUGUUCUGUAAUAUGAAGUCAUACAUGUUUGGAUGGGGUCAUUUGUUUUAUGUUACAACUGAUUUCAUUACAAUCUAUGUAAUGAAAAUGUUUUGAAUUCACAUUCUUAUAAGUUAUGUCCAAAUUCAUUUGAUAGUACAUUGCCACUCGACGGUAAAAAAUCAUUUAGUAUCUCCCAUGUAAAUGUAUGUUCGUUCGAUGUAAUUGCAUUUUCAGAAGUAUGGAGAGUUUUAGAAAAAUCAACCUUGGAAAUGGAAGGUUAUGUAUUGGAGGUAAAGUGCCGGGAUGGUAGAGAAAGAGGAGGAGGGUAGGAGCUUAUAUUCGUUCUAAUUUGAAAUACGUCGUGAAAGAUUAUACAGUGAAGCAUACAGAAUCAAUCUGGUUUGAAAUAAACAACGGAGAAUUUCAGAAGGUGAUGGUAGGUGUUUUAUAUAGGAAACCAAAUACAGAUGUUAAAGAGUUUCAAGAAAGUCUUCUCACGGUUUUAGAAGACAUUAAAGUUGACGGACGCAAUAGCAUUAUAAUAGGAGAUUUAAAUAUACAUUCAUUGAGAAGGGUUUUCAACUGCGAUGAAAUGCGUAGGAAUGGAGCAGAAAAUAGAAUAUCCAAUACGAGUAACCAGUGAGUCUGUAACAUUAUUAGACCAUAUAUACACUAACAUGAACUAGUAUGAUAAUCACUCGGGUGUUAUAGGAUGUGAUAAUUCUGAUCACUACCCUGUGUUCAUGAUUUUAGCAAAUCCUUGUAGUCUGAAGCAGCAGCAUUAUUCACAGACUGUAACUUACAGAUGUUAUAAAAACUAUGAUGUACAAAACUUUAAAGAUGAUCUUGCUGGGCAACACUGGCAGCACAUCAAUAACUGUAAAGAUGUUAACAUGGCAUAUUCCAUUUUUCAUAAUAUGUUUAAUAAUGUGUGUAAUAAACAUGCACCGAUCAAAGAGAAAAGAAGCUGCAAAGGAUGCGCUUAAAAAAAACCUUGGAUAACCAAAUCAAUAAUGAAGUCUGUUCGAAAAAAAUACAAAUUGUUUUUAAAAGUAAGGAAAUCUAAUUUUGAUGUAAGUGAUUUACAAAAAUUUCGGAACUACAGAAAUGUAUUAACGACUGUUUUUCGCAAUGCCAAGAUAAAUUAUUACAGUGGUUUGCUAGCUGAGAACAGCAAUAACACUAGUAAAACGUGGAACAUCAUAAAUGAAUUACUAUCUGGGAGAAAUAAAGGUAACAAAGGUACUAAGGUAGAAAAACUUAUAAGGCGUAUUAAUGGAAAUAAUUUCUUUGUAAACAUUGGUCCAAAUCUAGCAUCAGCAAUACCAAAGGAUACCCACAUUUUUUGAAGAUUAUUUGAAUAAUAUUGUAAUAGCAAUCCAUUUUUUGGAAACCGGUCACAAUGAAGGAAGUUCAUGACCACAUGUUGGCUCUAGACGAGAAUAAAGCUUGUGGUUACGACAAUAUUCCAGUACGCCUGAUUAAGGAUGGUGCAUUUUGGCUGAACCAUCAACACAUAUCUUCAAUCUUUCAUUGGAAACAGAAAAUUGCUAAAGUGAGUCCACUGUUUAAGAAAGGUAAUAAACAUGAAACAGGGAAUUAUAGACCCAUUUCUGUCUUACCAAUUUUGGGUAAAGUAUUAGAAAAAAUAGUUAAUGCUCGAUUGACCAGUUUUCUAGAAACGCAUGACAUUUUAUAUCACCAUCAGUACGGAUUUAGAAAAAAGUAUAGUACUAAAUUAUCAUUAAUUAAUCUUAUGAAUACGGUAUUGAAAAGUAUAGACGAAGGAUGUGUUACGCUUGGUGUGUUUCUUGACUUUCAAAAGGCUUUUGACACAAUAAACCAUAACAUAUUAUUUUAAAAGCUAUCGCAUUAUGGCAUCCGAGGACAUGCACUGAAAUGGCUCGAAAGCUAUCUUAGUGACAAAAUGCAGUUUGUGAAAUACAAAGAGUCAUCAUCAGAAAGUAGAUAUAUCAAAUGCGGUGUACCACAAGGUUCUGUCUUAGGACCAACUCUGUUUUUAAUCUAUAUAAAUGACUUGCCAACUGUGACAAAUUAUUUCAAUUUCAGACUAUUUGCAGAUGAUUCUAAUAUUUUUCAUACUUUUCCCAAAGGUGGAGAUCAAAUAGAUGAGUGUGAAGUAAAUGAAAAUUUAAAAUCAAAACAGAAUUGGUGCACUGCAAAUAAGCUUACUAUCAAUGCGUCAAAAACCAUUUC